AUGGCGUGGUGGGAGUUCAACUUGCUGCUCUACCUGGCGCUCUUCUUCCUCCUGCGCCUCCUCCUGGGCCUCCUGCUCAUCAAGCAGCUGAAGAACUCCGUGGCCAGCGCCUGGGCUCUGCAGCCGGGCCGCCCGUCCCUGCGAGAGCCCUGGGGCUCGUGCCACAAGCAAGCCCUGUGAUUCCGGCCCGCGGCAGGGUCCGGGCGCGGUCUAGAGACGGGUGGGGGGGGUCCCCGCUGCAGGAUGCCCCCCCAUGGCUGCCAGCCACGCUGCGGGCCAC
This is a messenger RNA of Chrysemys picta bellii (western painted turtle), 280 nucleotides long. Its product is annotated as small integral membrane protein 43. The record is from RefSeq and is a predicted model, not a curated record. Lineage: Eukaryota; Metazoa; Chordata; Testudines; Emydidae.